UUUUUUCUCCUUCUUUUCCUUUCAUUAAUUUGCUCGGUAAUCGGCCAUGCAUACAUACGUAUAAUAUCGCAUACAGCCUGUGUUUACAUGUCUCUCUCUCUCUUUCUCUCGCCUGACUCGGCCCCACUUCGGGCAACUUCGGACGCAUUCGUGUUGAUACGCGUGACACGAUGCGCACGCACGCCACCUCGUACAGCACGAGUCAAAUUCAACGAACCGAGCGGGACAGGUGCUUCACUAACAAUAGUGGUGUACUCCUUUGAAAAUAUACUUCAAAUAAUGAUCGCGUCGCUAAGCGUACUUCCAGUUAUCGCGUAAAGUUACUUGCUGUGCACGAUACAUGAACACACACACACAUCCCUCGUACACCACAAAAACGUUAUUGGGCAGUGCUUGCUUCAGCCACGGCCCGUAUACGUUUUACAAAGCGGUGAGGAUAGGAAACGGUCGCGUCCUACGUUUAGGCAGCUUCUUUCUGACGAAAUUGUGGAGCGAUGCCGACUUGGUUAGCAUCGGUGAACUUCAGCUUUUAUGGAUGGACAGUCGGGGGCCAAAUCAACCUCUGGCAUCUUUACGGCUCUACUUCUUGCCGGAGAACACCCCGGAUGGCCGAAGGGACACGCACGGAGAGGACGAGGUGCUGACGAUAUCCGAAAAGGUGGUAGUCCGUGUUCACGACCUGGUUACGUGGUUAUCACCAACCUUGGAAUGGUCGUGGGGUCGGGAGGUAUCUUAUCCACCGACACCCUCGUCUUCUCCGGAGAACAGCCCGUUGAGGUACGAGAUACCUCAGCCCCAGGUGCUCACAGAUCCUGGAAUCGAUUUCUCGGAUGUCGAGAAGCAACAGAAGGAGUUCGAGAGCAACCAUAACACGAGGAAGACGGAAUGCGGUGCCCAAACGAAAGUGGUCGUGCUAUCGUACCCGAGGUAUUGUCGAUAUCGAGCCCUUCUACGUAGGCUCGAAGGUGCCGAACCGUCCUGGCUUUGCUCGUCCGUAGCAGCCGCCCUCGGCGGGUUCACCGCCACCCCGGGCACCAGGGUGCUCUUCUGCAGGGACACCUUUGACUACCCGGAUCUAGAAACUCACGAACUCCUCUGCAAUCAUUUAGCGCCGAAAUUAAAAGGACGACCAAGGAGGAAGCGUAAAAAGCGCAGCGCAUCGCCUGGCGAGUCAAGCAACGAAAGCGAAGCCUCGGUAGCGUCUACCUCGAAGAGUGCACCAUCGACGAAUUCGAGCAUGGUGGUGCAGAGCGUCGGUAGGCCACCAUCGUCGGCUGUUCGACGUAGCGAGCGGAAAACAAGCGCGGAGGAGAAGAAGUUCCUGACAGACGUCCAGACUUUCAUGAACUCGCGGGGUACGCCUGUCGGAACGAUGCCACUGCUGGGCUACAGGCAGAUCGACCUCUUCCUGUUUUACACGAAGGUACAACAGUUGGGUGGUUACGACUCGGUUAGCGCGGGCCGGUUAUGGAAGACCGUCUACGACGAUAUCGGUGGUAACACGGGAUCCACCAGUGCCGCGACAAUCACUCGUCGGCAUUACGAAAGGUUACUGUUGCCUUACGAGAGGUACCAAAAGGGCGAUGAUGCAAAAGUUAAAUUGACUCAUGUAAGACGCGCGAAAAGUAAUAGCGGGUCCGAAGAGUCCGAGGAGGCGAAGCAAGAACCGGGCGAACCGUAUCCACCGGAAACGCCUCCGCCUAUGGAAACGAACCUUCCCGCUGUAACUUCUCCCCUUCAACCAAUUAUAUCAGCAACGCCCUUCCUUCCGGGUGAGAAACCGAAGACGGAAACUAGCAAGACGUCGUCGUUACGUAGCGUACGAGUGAAACCAGAACGAUUGAAGUCGUUGAACACGAUAAUCGCGAACAGUACGUCGUCGCCCAGCCAGCAAACCAACCAACUGCCAAGCCCGCCACCUUCCUCGAACACGUCGAUCUCGACGCCGAACAGUACACCCUCCACUACGCCGACGAACGGUACCGGAAGUCAGAGCGUUCUAGAGAGGCAAUUGAACAGCCCUCUGAUAUCGCAACAAGUACCACCGUCGUGUUCUCCACCGGGUCUACCGGUCACCACAGUAGCGACAAAUGCCUCUACGGUCGUUACCUUGACUCCACCACCCGAGAAGGAUAUGAAGGAACUGAAAUUAGACUCUAAACAAACCACCCUGCUGGCACAGGGUAAGGAGAACAUACCGUUAUUCGGUGAGAAGUCUAUAUUCGCCGAGAAGGCGAUAGUGCCUCCUAGAUCGCCAGAGGUGAUCGAUCUCGAGACGGAGAGCGACACUAGUAGGGACAAAAUAAUCAUUCCCAGUUUCAAGAAACGCAAGCUCGAGAUACUUCGCGAGGGUGGUCUCGAAGUCACUGCCGUUGACUUGGACACGCGGCCGAGCGUGAUCCAAAGCAAUCCUCCGGCUCCAGCGACCAUGAAGUCCGAGGAAAAGCCGCCAAUAUCUUAUCCGCUUCCAGUCACGCCUAACUCCAUUCCGAAAUUGAUUUCCGUCACCGUGACACCGGACAUCGGGCACAUGUUGUCGUCGCCCCAAGAGCAUCAGCAUUCUCAUCAUCAAGCACGAUUACAGACGCAGAGCAAACCGCCCCCUGUUCAUCACAGCAACAAUAAUAAUAAUGUAACGACGAAUAAUAAUAAUAAGAAUAAUAACACGGUGAACAGUCGCGUGAUAAACCUCGGCACUUCGAACAACUCGGCGUUAUUACAACUGUACGCGAACGCGAACGUACCACCACCUAGGUCGUCGACGGUGCCUCGACGAUUCGCGUGGCCGAGUCAUCUCAGCCACGACGUCGUUCCACCCAGGGUGACACAGUCCAGGUCGAUAUUCGCACACAACGAAAAGAUGGUUUACGGCGACCCGAAAGAUAUUCUCAUCCCUCCAAAGUAUCGUCCAUCGUUGCAGCGUUUGCAACUCCAGCUGCAACAGAUGCACGUGAACCACGAGUCAACGCACACCGGGGUCCUCGAUCUGACCCAGAGGUCAAACGACAAGCCGGUAUUCCCGAGGCCGAGCCUAGAAAUAGUGAAAGUACCUGUAGUGCCGAGGCCUAAUCCGUUGAACUUGGAGAUGAGGAACUCGUCGGCGAUCAAAGAGAAACCAACAGACUACUCGAAACGAAGUACCUUCCCCGGUUACCAGAACGUGCUCGAUGGUCGAACGAUGGCUUCGAACAACCUGGAGAUCACGAUCGUAAGUCCGAAACAGAAACAUAGUCAUAUGAACGGGCCGACGUCGCACAUGCGGGCACCGAGUCCGUCUAGGAACAACGCGGUACCCGUUCAGAGAAGGCAACACGCGAACGGCAAGUAUACGACGAGGAGCGAGCCAGUUUCACCGUACACGCCGAGGAAACCGAGUCACCCCGUUAUACCUAACGUACCUAAUCUGAACCAUUUGAAUUGCGUCAAUUCGUAUCCAAGGAUGGCGACGAUGCAACAGCAGAACACCAUCGACAGGAGAAAAAACGCGGAUAUGAGCGGUAGUAGAGAGCAUCAUCAGCACCACUACCAACAUCAGCAUCAUCAGCAGCGUCGAAUCAGCGAAGGCGACAAGGCAUUGAUGAAUCAACAGCAACAACAACAGCAACAGCACCAACCACAGCAACAGCAACCGGAUGUCAGGCAACCGGAUGCCGGCAGACGGCACAGUGUUCCAAGCAUACCGUCGGGUUUCGUUCCUGCUGUGCCGCAAAACAAUCAUCCAGCCUACGUUCCCCAACUGCCAAACACACCCGGCAAGUUCCUACCGAUUCUUGACCCAAUGUAUUAUUCCGCCUUCUACAACGGUUUGUUCCCGCCGCCGCCGAUUCCGCCCACGGCUGCUACCUCCGCCUUUCUACCGCCAGAGUUCAGCGCGUACUACAAAGAACUACUUGCUUCCUCGCAACCAAGACUGGGGAUGACGGGACAGCAUCAGCCGGCUGUACCGACGUCUAAAUAGACAAUUGUGCGAUCUCAUGCGUGUUUUAGGGUGUCCACCUCUGCGUUUUAGCCAAGUAACGGUGGUUUAAUUACACAAUUUCUAAAGACAUAAGAUCCGUCGGGUUUCCUCGCUACGAAUUCGUAUUUUUCCCGAGGACUUGUUCGUUCUUGCGUCGAGACGGAUUGGUGAAACGACACGAGUGGAUCCUGCGUGUAUUUACGUGAUCGUUUUAAGGAUCUUUCGGUUUGAAUCUUUAAUCCUUGCGCACCGUUCGGGUCAAACAUUUAAUCUACCAGAAAUCUAUUAACACGGUUCGCUCCUCUAGCACCCGAUACCGAGCGAGCUGAUUUUAAUUCAAAGGUCUUUUUUUUGUGAUACGAGUGUAAGAAACAUUUGAGCGGUACCCAAGGGUUAAUCGAAUUCCAAUGAAAUUCGAUUAGCGUACACGCGCAUAUCUGACUACGCUGUCGCCUAUGCUGUUUUUCUAGUUUCGUAGGUUUCUUUUUGUUCUUGUGUUAUUUUUUGAUACUAUCGCGACAGUGUUUGUUCUUUUUUUUUCUUUUUUUUUUUUUUUUUUUUUUUUGUUUCACAUUCCUAGUAGCUGCAAUAGAGGCACGUGCUCUGCUAUGUAUCAUCGACAUCAGACGCUAAAUUUUGUUCAACUGUAUCAUUCUUGCGGCUAAUUGACAUGCCCAUGGAAAUUAGUCAGCCUCCUGGGUGAAAAAUCGUCGACCCGGCAGUAUGUGAUCACGACUAAUGCACUGCUGAUUCUAAGUCAAUGUUUAUUGCAACAAUAUUGAUAUCCAUUCAGUAUUCAGUUUCUCUUCGGUUUCAUUCACAGUUUAUAUACAGGGGGUUGGGUUAGGGAUGGGCAUAUUUCAGGGGGUGGUGGUCGAGAUUAUCUCGAACAAUUUUCUCCUUUACCAAAAUUCUCUGCGAGGCUUAGUUUUUGAAUUAUUAUCAGUGUUUUUUCACUAAUAAUUCGGAAACCAAAUUUUUUCGAGAAUUUUGGUAAAGAAGAAAGUUGUUCAGGAUUAUCCCCUUGAAAGGACACCCACCCGAAACCGAACCCCGUGCAUACAAGAAAAAGUACACUGAUUGUCGUUGCGUGCUGCUGCUGCCGUGAUUAUGCAAUAAAUUAGGUGAUAAUUUUUUAUACGUAACAAUAAUACACGAUGCUUCGUCGUAAGUCGAAACGAACGAGCGACUUUUUUCGCGUGUAACUUUCGUUCUUUUCUUUCUUUUUUUUUUUUUAUAUACAUUUCGAAGAGAGAUAUUCGACGCUGUUAGAGAGAAUAAAAAAAAAACAAUGAACGUACUAAAGCACUGUGAUAACGAUCAAGAAAAAAAGGGAAGAAUACAGUUGACUUCUUUUUUUUCAUACGUAAAGGAAAAAAUACGACUUUUUUUCUACGUUUGUUCUUCACGAACCUUACGCGUAUAGCCGCAACGUCGAAUACAAGGGAAUAAUCGAAUCGAAAUAAUAAUUCUUUUUUUAUAUUUCUUUGUUUUUUUUUUUUUAAUUUUUAAAAAAAGUCUACGAGAGAAGUUGAUCCGUUUCACCGUCGUAGGUCAGAAUUCCUUCGUUUCGAACGUGCGAUGUGAUAACUAAAAUAAAUAUAUAUAUAUAUAUACAUAAAGAAUAAAUAAAUAAAGAAAAUAUAUAUAUGUAUAUGUGUAUAUGCGAGAUCUUUAGCCGACGGAUCGUAAAAACGUAUAAUUGUUUAUUGUAUAACGAUCACACAAUUCUUACGUAGUAAUGAUCGCGAAAACCCUAAUUCUAUUGUAAUAAGUUUAGUUAAAACAAUCAACAAAAAACCAUUUUCAUCGUACCAACACGUACAUACACCACUACAACAAGAAAAGUACACACUGAUCUUCAGUAGUCAGCUGUUAAACGAAAUAAGUGCACGCAGAAAAAAAAAAAAAACGGUGUAAUAGCAACGAGACACAUUGUACAUAAUGUAUAUAAUCAACGUAUUCGUUAAGCUAGAUAAAUCCACCCCCACACACCCUCAACACACCCUUACUACGAAUUCCUCUUGCAUUAUAUCUUUCAACAUUACGAUAAAGAAAAGCGUUUAAGAUUUAGUGAAAUGUGUACAGGCUGUCUUAUUUGAAUGGCCAACGAUGAUCGCAUUGCUGAGUCAAGUUUCUUGAGGUGCAAAUUUGAUAUUUCUAAGACACCUUGUACAUUCAAUCUUUCUUAGGUAGAUUGAGACAUUUACAUCCAAGUAUAAUUUUUGCACUGUUUAAUUUUACAAAAAAUCAAGUGGUUUUUUUUUAACUAUCUGCAUGUAAUAUAGAGGGUGUUUCAUUUAUCAUCACCUUGAGUAUCUUUGUUGUUGUUGGACGUAUUAAAAAUAUUAUUAGUAACAAUUAUAUGAUUCUAAGAGGUACGCGAAGUGUUAUAAAACUACAAAGAUAUUCAAAGUGACCACCAUAAAUAAAACCCUGCGAAUAAAAGAUUUCUUUUUCUAAACAGUAAUCGAACAUCGUUGGCCAUCGACGAUUCUGGUAUGAAAUAAAUAAGAAAACUAAAAACGACGUGAGAGAAGAAACACCGAUGGGUGUAUCGAUGUUAAGCGUAGACAUAUUCAUAGAAUUUGUUCGUUUUAGGAUACUCUGAUAACAGGAAAAUCACAAAAAUAAAAUGUCAGAUAACGUUUCAAGCAUUCGUAAUCCUAAGACGUGUACAAGAGUGUGAAAGAUGGGAGGAGAUCCUUCGCUGGGAUCGUUCUUAGUAAAAUCAGAUUUCUAAUAUCGAUGUCUUUCAAAAAAAAAUAAGUUGUUCAUGUUUGGAGGUUCAUUUACGAAAGAAAAAGAAGUGAAAAAAAGGGAGAGGAACGUGUGUGUGAAGUGUAGAGUUGUUUGCUAACUUAUGAUCGCGGUUUUUCGUAAAAAGCUCCUCACCCGGCGCGUUCAAAAAUUUUCAAUUUAAUUAAAAUUAUUCGGAACAUGAUCAAUUUUAAUUUUUCAUUUGAAAUUUUUGUCAUUCUUAAUUAGAAAUAUUAUUGAUAUUCAUAUCAUUAUUAAUAGUAUUUGUAUUCAUUUCAAUGCGUUAAUUUGAUCGUUUCAAUAUGAAAGAAGAAAAAUGAUUUAUUACAGAAAAAUUUCUUUUUCUUUUCUUUUCAAAUAUUCUAUCGAUCGUAUGGUGCUAUGUUGUAAAAUAUAUCUAACGAAGCUUUCUCGUUUUAUUUUUGUGCUUUUACUUUCGUUGACAAAAGAAAAACCGUCGGGAAUCAGCGGAGACCGUGAACGAUACGAAAGAACUACGAUCUUAAGGUGUAGAUCAUCACGUCCAAGUCUGAUGAAUCGUAAAAGAAAAAAAGACUUCUGAUUUUAAAACGUAUGCGUGUAAACGUCGUGGUUCGUUGUGUGAAAAUCGCGGGAAAAAGGAAGAGUUUCUUUUUCUCUUCGAAACGCGGCAAAGACGAACGAAAAAAAAGGGUGGAAGACAACAAAGUGAAGGGCUUGUGCGAGAAUACGUGCCAUAAAACUGCUUAGAUAGUGACUUUGAAAAUCGAACGAUAACGAUGGUCGUUUGUAUGUGCUUUUAAACGAGCCCUUUAUCGACUAGAAGAGACUCUAAUAAUGUGUAGUAAAAAAAUUUCAGCGAGAAAUGAAACAAAAAAAAAAA
Messenger RNA from Osmia lignaria (orchard mason bee), 7580 nucleotides. RefSeq lists its product as uncharacterized. Gene Ontology annotation, biological process: regulation of transcription by RNA polymerase II. The record is from RefSeq and is a predicted model, not a curated record. Lineage: Eukaryota; Metazoa; Arthropoda; Insecta; Hymenoptera; Megachilidae. Gene Ontology annotation, cellular component: nucleus. Gene Ontology annotation, molecular function: transcription cis-regulatory region binding.